This is a messenger RNA of Oncorhynchus nerka (sockeye salmon), 819 nucleotides long. Its product is annotated as coiled-coil domain-containing protein 1-like. NCBI's taxonomy places the organism in Eukaryota, Metazoa, Chordata, Actinopteri, Salmoniformes, Salmonidae. The transcript has 2 exons. The coding region runs from base 1 to 819 and encodes 272 amino acids. The record is from RefSeq and is a predicted model, not a curated record.
AUGGAUGUGGAUCAGGAUGUGGAUCAAGAUGUGGAUGAGGAUCAGGAUAUGGAUCAGGAUGUGGAUCAGUAUGUUGAUCAGGAUGUGGAUCAGGAUGUGGAUCAGGAUCAGGAUGUGGAUCAGUAUGUUGAUCAGGAUGUGGAUGUGGAUCAGUAUGUUGAUCAGGAUGUGGAUGUGGAUCAGUAUGUUGAUCAGGAUGUGGAUGUGGAUCAGGGUGUGGAUGUGGAUCAGAAUCAGGAUGUGUAUCAGGAUGUGGAUGUGUAUCAGGAUGUGGAUCAGGGUGUGGAUCAGGGUGUGGAUCAGGAUGUGGAAUCGGAUGUGGAUCAGGAUGUGAAUGUGGAUCAGGGUGUGGAUAAGGAUGUGGAUCAGAAUCAGGAUGUGUAUCCGGAUGUGGAUGUGUAUCAGGAUGUGGAUCAGGAUGUGAAUGUGGGUCAGGAUGUGGAUGUGGAUCAGGAUGGGGAUCAGGGUGUGGAUGUGGAUCAGGAUGUGGAUCAGGGUGUGAAUCGGGAUGUGGUUGUGGAUCAGGAUGUGAAUCAGGAUCAGGAUGUGGAUGUGGAUCAGGAUGUGGAUCAGGAUCAGGAUGUGGAUCAGGGUGUGGAUGUGGAUCGGGAUGUGAAUCAGGGUGUGGAUGUGGAUCAGGAUGUGGAUCAGGAUCAGGAUGUGGAUCAGGGUGUGGAUGUGGAUCGGGAUGUGAAUCAGGGUGUGGAUGUGGAUGGAUGUGGAUCAGGGAUGUGGAUCAGGUUGAAUGUGGGUCAGGAUGUGGAUGUGGAUCAGGAUGGGGAUCAGGGUGUGGAUGUGGAUCAGGAUGUGGAUCAGUGA